This is a messenger RNA of Corapipo altera (White-ruffed manakin), 354 nucleotides long. Its product is annotated as PHD finger protein 7-like. The record is from RefSeq and is a predicted model, not a curated record. The coding region runs from base 106 to 354 and encodes 82 amino acids. NCBI's taxonomy places the organism in Eukaryota, Metazoa, Chordata, Aves, Passeriformes, Pipridae. The transcript has 3 exons.
CAGAUCCUGAAGUCACCGUGAGAGGAGCCGUGAUAGAGCACCCAGUGCUGGGAGCUCCACUCACCGGUGGGACAGUGGGACAGGGACCCACCACUGACACGUCCCAUGUCAGACAGGGAGGAGGAGCCCCCCGAAGUGAGGGAGCCAGCAUGCCUGCUGUGUCAACAAUCAGAGGCUGACCCGGACAUCUGCGGGGAAAAACUCCAGAUAAAUGGGUUCUGUGUCCACGAGUUCUGCCUGUUUUUUGCCAGCCACCUCCUUCACCACCCGGUUCAUCGAGUAGGACUCAGGAUUUUCCUCCCAAGGGAUAUCCUAGAUGUAGUCUCCCGGGAAGCACAGAAGGUGAGAGCCUGA